Molecule: messenger RNA, 2532 nt
Organism: Caenorhabditis briggsae
Lineage: Eukaryota; Metazoa; Nematoda; Chromadorea; Rhabditida; Rhabditidae
Exons: 9
Coding region: 1-2532 (843 amino acids)
Biological process (GO): pattern specification process
Cellular component (GO): nucleus
Molecular function (GO): chromatin binding
Source: RefSeq, a predicted model, not a curated record
AUGGAUGAAGAAUCAGAACAACCACCACCACCUGACGCGAUGUCAUCUCCAGAUGCAAUUCAUUAUUUAGACCCAACUCAAGGAGAGGAAGAAGAAGAAGGCGAUGAUUAUGACUUCGACGAUGUUCCAGACGAUUCAGAAGACAUCCUGACUCCUCAGAACCCUUCCAGAAGACGUCGAGCAUUUAAACCCCCUCUUCCACCAAUGCAGAUCCCUAUUCCCUCUUUACUUUCUACUGUUAUCAAAGAGGAAUCCUCUAUGUCACUUUCUGAAUCCUCGGAGAUGUCAGAAUGUCUUAAUUUGGAAGGGAUGACUACUUCAUCAUUGAUGGGACCGCCAAUGUUGCCUCACAUGCAAGUGCCACGUAUCAGGAAACCGUGGGGAAUCGAUGAAGUGAACGCUUUCUAUGAUGGAAUUAAACUUUUUGGAAAGGACUAUGAUUCGGUCGUGAAGCUGAUGGCAAAACGGAAAUUCUUCAAAUUGAAAGAACAUGUAAAAACAUUUUUCUUCAACUCAGUGAGGGCGUAUCGAGCAAUUUUGCAGUGGACAGACGAUGAUCUACCACAAAUUCCACGCGAUGCUCGUGAGCUAUUUCUGAUAAUCAAUGCAUGUGAAUGGAAGAAGCGAACGGCGAGUAUGAAAGUCACUGCGUCGAAAUUCAAAGAACUUCUUCACGAAGGAGUUGUUAAUGUGAGAGCUGCAAGAAGGGUUGUUACAAUUCGAACACCCCCAUGUCCGGCAUUGUGUAGAUACUUUAGCGUCAAAAAAGCUGACAAAAUCCCAUCGGAAGUCUACGUUCAUCUAGAACCAACCAGCAAUGGAGACCACGUUUUCAUGCGAAAUCGGGAUCAAAACCCGUAUCUUCGUGUGAAACUGAACACAAACGAUCGAAUUAUGAAACUGUUAGAAUUUCUUCACAAAAAAUGGUCAGCAGGAAAUGAACAGUCACCUGUUUCAGUGACUUUAUGGCCAGAUUCGUCUUGUGAAUUGGCGAGUUUAAGUGUGCAAACAGUUGAGAAUUCGCCAUUUAUAUCUCUAUCUAUGAACAAAUUAAUAAAAAACGCUGAGGAAUUAAAAAAGAAAAUGGAACCAGAGAAGCCAGAACCAGGAUUGAAGUUUGGAGUGGAAGUGAAUACAGCUCAAAAGAACAAACCUCUGACUACCGUAGUCUUCCCACGCCCGUUUGUUCUCACAGACUCUGUGGUCAAUGAGGGACUUAAUUUCGGAAAUGUUCGAAGUGCUAUCGUUGCUGAGCUAUAUUGUGUAUGUGGGCGCAAAAAUCCAAUCAAAUUACGAUAUCAAGUACAGUGUGAUAAACCGGAGUCUCGUUCCACGGAACCAUGGAAAUUGAUGAUUGGUCUAUUGGGAAGAGGAUAUGGAGAUUGUUUGAAGGAAAAGAAAAAGAAUAGUGUUGUGGACGCUCCACCAGCUAAAAAGCUCAAACCCGUUAACAUUCCCACCGUCGUCGUCGAUCCUCCACCCGUUCUACUCGCUCCACCAACACCACCACCACAACCUCUGCCACCACCACUACCACCAUCAUUACCACUUCCAUCGUCACUGCCACAACCACUGGCAUCCCCACUAUUACGUGAAUUGAAGGUUCCGAUACCAACUGUUCCUCAAAUAACAAUCGAGUCGAAUAUCGUUCGCCAAGAGAACGAAGAGUUCGAAUCUCAAUUGGCAUCUCUUCGUAAAAUGAACCGCAAAAAAACUCAAAUCACCAAAAAAGUUACAAGAAACCCUUCUCUGGCAACUGGGAAUCCUCAUUUUGCUGCUCGUCCUACUGUGGAUGCUCCAACUUCAAAUACCACUGAUUCUCAAAUCCAAAAAGUUUUCGUGGCCCCAAAAUGUACGAUAGUUCCUAAGAAAUCUACUCCGACUGUCAACAGAGGUAGCGACGAGUCUCCACAUUCGACAGUCAAAAACGUGGCGAAAUUACCCAUCUCCCCUCUUGUCGAAGUUCCGCCAACAUCAACAAUCACUAAAGCUACAGUAAUACCGAAUGCUAUAAAAAGAACUCCGGUAAUCCAGAAUGUUAAACAUAAUGUUCCGGAUAACGAGCCAAGUACGAGUGCGGGACCUCCUGUUCCGAAAAAGCCUCCAAUCGAUUUUUCAUCUGUGAAAAUGGGAUUAUCACCGGCGAAAAAAUUGACAGAAGCGGAGAUUCAGAAGAAGAGACAAGAAGAUUUUUGGUCAUCGUUGAGGACACCACAACACACACCUCAGCAGACGCCAAAAAAAACCGUAUUUCAACAAUACUUCGGAGACGAUCUAUCAAUGUCGCCCAACUCCACUCGACACGCUUCUCAACCGGCUGACACAACUUCUGCAUCAGUCAUCGACUUCACGGACAUGAUGUAUGAGCACAUCAAGGAUCAUGGCGAAUCGCUGCUUUCAAAUCCAGCACUAGACUUCUCAGUUACAGAAGUUCAACAACACUAUCAAGAUAUGAUGUCGUCAUCACAAAACUCGCAUGACUACAUUUUUGGACAGUUUGGAAAGAAAAAUGGUGUCAAAAGAAAAAAAUAG